Molecule: messenger RNA, 1964 nt
Organism: Epinephelus lanceolatus (giant grouper)
Lineage: Eukaryota; Metazoa; Chordata; Actinopteri; Perciformes; Serranidae
Source: RefSeq, a predicted model, not a curated record
AUGACUGCCUGUGGUGUCCCGAAACCAGGAGCCAUCAACAAACAAUUGAAACACUCCCUGGAGUUCAUGCUCAGUUAUUCUCAUGGAACCAGAGACAUCCCAGAGUUUGUGGCUGUUGCUUUGGUUGAUAAAGUUGAGAUAAUUUACUGUGACAGCACUGGACAAGCACCUGAGGCCACAAUGGACUGGAUGGAUAAAUUAUUCAAAAAGAAUCCUCAGCACUUGGCGUGGUACGCCGACAAAUGUCUGGGUAACCAGCACACCUUCAAAGCCACCAUAGAGAAUUUGAUGCAGCAUUUUAACCAAACUGAAGAUAUUCACAUUUUCCAGAGGAUGAAUGGCUGUGAAUGGGACGAUGAGACUGAUGAGGUCAGUGGUAAUCUUCAUUAUGGCUAUGAUGGAGAAGACCUCAUAUCAUUGGAUCUGGAGACAGAGACAUGGAUCGCUCCAAAACAACAGGCUGUUUUCACCAAACACGAGUGGGACACAGAUAGAUACAACAGUAUAUUUUGGAAGUAUGCCCUUAGACACGACUGCAUUGAGAACCUUAAGGAGUAUGUAAACUAUGGAAAGAGCUCUUUGCAGAAAACAGACCUUCCCUCAGUGUCUCUCCUCCAGAAGUCUCCCUCCUCUCCAGUCAGCUGCCACGCUACAGGUUUCUACCCUAACAGAGCCAUGAUGUUCUGGAGGAAAGAUGGAGAGGAGAUUCAUGAGGACGUGGACCACAGAGAGAUCCUCCCCAAUCAUGAUGGAUCCUUCCAGAUGAGUGUUGACCUGAACCUUUCAUCAGUCCCACCUGAAGACUGGAGGAGGUACGACUGUGUGUUUCAUCUCUCUGGUGUGAAGGAUGACAUCAUCACCAAACUGGACAAAGCAGUGAUCAGGACCAACUGGGAGAAGCCUUCUGACAUGACCAUUACCAUCCCUGCUGCAGUGGCUGUUCUUGCUGUCGUCCUCAUGGCUGCCACUGGAUUCACUGUUUACAGAAAGAAGAAAGCUGAAUGCCCUCCAUUUCCUCCCGACAACAGCUCUGAGCUCUCUGAGAAACUGAAUCCAGAGACCUGAUUUGCAGACACAUCCUGGGCACUGUGAAUUACUUCAAAUGGGAUGCAGAGCAGUAAAUGUUGUGACUUCAAUUACACUUUAAUGUACACGUUUAUGACACAUUAAAAAACUUAGUUUAUCUGCUUUGUCAGGAUUGUGUGGAUGUAGUUUCAUCAGAUUUGAUUUAUGUUGCUUUAUCCUGAUUGGUGUAUGUGACAUCGCCUUUUCCCCUUUGACCUCCACCUACUUCAUUACUUAUAGUGACAAGAUGAGCGAGGAAAUAAGUUUUUAGGGCCUUAAAGUUAAAUGAGGUAAUUUAGAGAAAAAAGCCCACAAGGCAUGGAUACUCAAAAACUUUUACAUCAAAUGACAUUUUUUUUGUUAUAUUGGGACACUUACAUUAUAAAAUUGUGAAGACAAAGGAUGAUACUUUCAAAACACGGUACAUAACUGAUCAGGGCUUCAGUGAGCUCCUGGACAGUCUGUGGCGGUAUUUGGCAGCGUCAGAUGCAGCGAUACAUAAUGUCCCAUACGUGCUCAAUUAGAUUUAGGUCAGGGGAAUGAGAGUGCCAGUCAAUGGCAUCAAUGCCUUCGUCAUUUAGGAACUGCCUACACACACUGGCCACAUGAGGACAGGCACUGUGCCGCACCAGGAGGAACCCAGGGACCUCACCACCACCACCAAGUCUUCACAGAUUCAUCAGCCUCAUCAGUCUUCAGUCUCAGAGUCAUCCGCCACUACCACCACCAGUGUCUGGACUCCAUGGGGCAUUUAUCUUGCUCUGCUCAGAUGCCGCUCCAUUGCACAUCUCCCUUGGUAGUCCAAGCACCAAAGACUUUUUAUCAAUUCAUAUUCAUUACAUCAUCUAUUAAUCUGUACACCUCCAAUCUGUAUUAAACAGUAAUCUUUAUCUCAUUCA